Molecule: messenger RNA, 1489 nt
Organism: Linum tenue
Lineage: Eukaryota; Viridiplantae; Streptophyta; Magnoliopsida; Malpighiales; Linaceae
Source: the annotation of a GenBank genome assembly
GCCGGCUCCUUGUUCCAAUUUCCAUCGCCUUCGUUCUUCUUCUUCUUCUUCUCUCUAAUAAUUCUUUCCCUUCCAUCUCUCUCUCUCUCUUGUUUACAAAAAAUCUAAAGCUAUAAAACGCGAGGAGGAGAUUCUGCUCGUUUAUUCUUUGAUUCGAUCCGCACCCUGCAAUUCACGAAACCGAUCCCAAUCUCCAGUUCCCCCCUUGUUGAAGUUCUUUAGGUUUUGGAAAUCGAAUUGCAAAUUGCAAUGGAGAACAAUUACAGCAGCAGCAACACCGCCAAUUCCAAGUCAGGUCCAGAAGCAGAACCGAAGCCUAACGAGACCGCUACCGCGCCUGUCGCUAGGGAGCAAGAAAACCACCUUCCUAAAGACCCUCUUGUCCCUGCUCCGGUGACUAACGGAGAAGCUGCGGCGGUAGAUGAAGAUGGAGAAGCAAGCGACGUCGUGGACCUCGACGACGAAGAAGAAGAAGAGGAGGAAGGGGAAGAAGAAGACGAGCGGCAGCAAGAGGCGGCUCCUGCUCGCCAGUCUUCGACAAGGACUCCUUUCACUAAUCUUAGUCAGGAAGAUGCUGACCUCGCUCUCGCCCGCACCCUCCAAGAACAGGAAAGAGCAUACAUGAUGCUAAGUCGUGCAUCAAUGAGCCUAGAUGGGGAGACUGAAUGGGUAGGAGGAAGCUAUUUGGGAGAAGAUGAAGACGAUGACGAUUUUGAUGACCCUGAUGAUGUGAUUGAUGAUGAGUAUGAUGAGGAUGAUUAUGGUGAAAGUGAGGAGUUGGGUGAAGGUGGUGUUGAUGCUUUUGACGUCCAUGCCCAAGCUGAUGUUGAUGAUGAUGAACAUGGUGGUCCUAACCUUGAAGUAGAUGACCCUUCUGCGUUUUCAAGCGACGAGGCUUACGCUAGAGCGUUACAGGAUGCCGAAGAAAGGGAGAUGGCUGCCAGACUGCUUGCCCUUGCUGGGUUAAAUGAUAGGGCAGUUGAAUAUGUUGAACAGCAUGGUGGCCAUUCUCAGGAUACAUGGGAGGAAGUUGACCCAGAUGAGCUUUCUUAUGAGGAGCUGCUUGCUCUGGGAGACGUAGUAGGAACUGAAAGCAGAGGGCUAUCAGCCGACACAAUCGCCAACCUGCCUAGCGUGAACUAUAAGUCUGGAAGUAACGAGAGUGGAACUAGUGAUUCUUGUGUGAUAUGUCGGUUGGAUUAUGAGGAUGAAGAGGCCGUGACAGUGCUCACGUGCAAACAUUCGUACCAUGCAGAGUGCAUCAACAAUUGGCUGCAAAUAAACAAGGUAUGUCCUGUUUGCAGUACAGAGGUAUCGACGACAGGAUGAAGCCAGUCGUCCUAGCAUUUCUGAUAGAUUCGUCUGCCAAGAACAUGCCCGAAGAGCGGGAGGUCGGUAGAGCCUAGGACAUUUGAUACUGUUUUCACUGUAUAUGUACUAUAUGAUUCUGGGAUCUAGUUUCCGCAUGAGUCAUGAGACAACUUCUCCG